AUGGAAGAGCAAAUGAUAAUUGAUGAACCCGAGGUAGCCCCGACAGAAAAUGGACUUGAAUCAAAAGAAUUAAAUACAUUUCAGUACCCACCUUUAUUUUCUAGUAAAACGCUAUUAGAACUCUGUAAUUCUUCUUGGUCUCGUUCGUGUAAUGCCAGACAGGAAGUACAGCCUUAUUUACGAGGGUGUAAGUGGUCUCCAGAUGGUACUUGUUGUUUAACAAUUGUUAAUAAUGAUGGAGUUCAUGUUACUGAGUUACCUAAGGAUUUAUACUUCGGAUCUGUAACUGCUGAUAGAACUAUCGACGUAUUAGACUCUGUAAUACAUAUAAAAGAAGCUGGUCUAGUAUAUGACUUUUGUUGGUAUCCUCAUAUGAAUUCUUCCCUUCCUGAAAGUUGUUGUUGGCUUACGACAAGACAAAAUGCACCAGUGCAAUUAUGGGAUGCUUUUGAUGGCUCCUUGAGAAGUUCAUACCGAGGUUAUAAUGCAGUAGAUGAAAUGGAGCCUGCUCUUUGUGUUACAUUUAAUCCUGAAGGCAAUAGAAUUAUUGCAGGAUAUAAGAAAGUGUUAAGGACAUUUGACAUAGAGAAGCCUGGAAGGGAUUUUUCAGAGCAUAAAAUUAAUUCCCCAGCAUCUUGUUUGGCAACAGAUAAUAAUUUACUAGCUGUAGGUUCUUGGAAUACUUCUAUUACUCUUUAUAAUAUGAAUGAAUUGGGGACUUUUAAGAGUAUUGGCAAAAUGCAUGGACAUUCUGGUGGUGUUACUCACAUAAAAUUUACACCAGAUGGUAUGAAAUUAGUUUCCGGUUCUAGAAAAGAUGAUAAACUGCUUAUUUGGGAUAUUCGUUAUUACACAAGACCAUUAAAUAUUCUUAGCAGGGAAGUGAACACUAAUCAAAGGAUUUAUUUUGAUAUAUCACCUUGUGGCAGAUAUUUGGUUACUGGAGGAACAGAUGGAGUUGUAAAAGUUUGGGAUGUGAAUAAAGUAAAUUGGCAAGAAAGUUUAGAUGCAACAGAUGAUAGUAAGAGCACUGCCACUUUUAAGUUUCCUUUACACAACGACUGUUGCAACAGCAUAUCAAUCCACCCGAUAAGACCAAUUCUAGCAACUGGUUCGGGUCAAUAUCAUUUUGACAAUCCCAUUUCUAUCUUACAUUGUGAUAUCAAGAAGGAAGAUUCUGAAGAAGUAAAUCAGGAAGAAUCAAUAAAUAGUGAAAUGAAAUAUUCAAGUAAUGUUGAAAACAGUUUAGUGUUUUGUUGGAUUGGAGACAUCCCUGAUAUGACU
This is a messenger RNA of Brenthis ino (lesser marbled fritillary), 1284 nucleotides long. NCBI's taxonomy places the organism in Eukaryota, Metazoa, Arthropoda, Insecta, Lepidoptera, Nymphalidae. The record is from the annotation of a GenBank genome assembly.